UCUCAUUAAAAGAAGGGUUUAGUUAUCUUUUAGAGUUCUUGAAAAACUGGUUUUCCAGAAAACGGGGUCUUCAAGAGUCAUGGGCACAAACCCUUUUAGGCUUUUCCUAGUCUCACUGAGUCCUACUUAUAGCCAAAAUAUGGAGUCAAACGGCGUCCGACAGUUGGAUAGGUUCCCUCGUCAGUAUGAUGGAAAUCUAUAAGGUCUAGUGAUCUCUAGUCUACUGCUUCUUGAAGUAAUGUCGGUUUGAGGGCAAAUUUUGAAUAAUAAUAGAGUUUAGAAGUGUCUACGAGAUGAUAUAAUUUUGCUUCGAUCCACCGUUGAACUAAGUACUUAAAGAUUAUCCACGCCAUUUUUCCUGUAUUGACCAUAGUUAUCCCAACGGCAUAAAUUGACUGAUCAUGACUAAUUAUGGUCGAUCGAAAGAUGCUCUCUCGAAAUUCAUCAAUGCUACGUAAUGCUAAUGAAUUUUAAGAAAUGUUUGGCAUCAGUCGAUAGCCACGAUUCCCCGCCAUCUACCUGUAAAAUAUCGCAUUUUCUCGAUGAAAAUUGAGCAAACUAUACUAAACUAUUUCGAAUUCAGUUUGAAUUUUGUUUCUUUUCUCUUUCAUAAUUUCGUAUAACUUAAUUAGCAUAAUCUUCAUCGUCGAAAAACAAUUGCAAUUAUAAAACAAAAGGUGAACGUAACAAAUAAACUUGAUUAUGAUCCGAGUUAGAGAAAAGGAACAUUUCGAUUGUAGUUUUAUGUACCGGAGCCGGCAACCCAUUUAUUCUAGAAGAUAUAUCGAACUCUUUGAUUAUAGAAAUCCAUAAGUGUACAUUUCGAAUUCCUUUGUUAUUUUAGAAUUGUCAUUAAAAGAAAAAUGACUGUUAGUGUUGAUCCAAGAGAUAUUAAACUUCCAGCAUAUAUUGCUGUUGUUCUCAGUCUUAUUGCAAUUAUUCUUGCAUGUAUUGGUAUUGGUACACCUUCAUGGCAAAUUGUCUACAGUAAUCCGCCUAAUAAUACAUCACCAUCAAUAACUACAAGUUUCUACUAUAUGUGUUAUGCAUUUAAUUCAUCAUGUGUAAGUAAUCCAUCAACUGAAUCAUUUAUUCAUUUAAGACAAGCAGCUGGUUUAGCUAUUGUUGGUAUUCUAUUUCUUAUGUUUGGUACAGUUGCAACAUAUUCAAUUGCAAUACGCUCAUUCGAUGAUUCAGCAAAUAUUAAAGAUUAUCGUCAUCGUGAUUUACAAAUUGUUUUAGGACCAUUAUGUUUGUUUAUUGGAACAAUAACAAUGUUAGCGGCAUUAUCUGAAGGUACACGAACAAUUAUUUAUAAUGGUUACUCAGCAAAUUUAUAUCAAACAGCUUAUAUUAUUUCAAUAUUUGCAUUGCUCGGGAGUGCAUAUGCAUCAGGUAGACGUUCAUUAAUUCAUCGUUCUCUGGAAGAACCAUUACUCAAAUAA
This is a messenger RNA of Didymodactylos carnosus, 1445 nucleotides long. NCBI's taxonomy places the organism in Eukaryota, Metazoa, Rotifera, Eurotatoria, Philodinida, Philodinidae. The record is from the annotation of a GenBank genome assembly.